AUGCCUAAAUUAAAUGGAGUAUGUGAUAAGUCUUUUAUUCUUCAAAUAGCUUUAAUUAUUCCAUUUGUUUUAAUUUGUCUUCCAUCAUCCAUUUCACGAAGAAGUGAUUUUGGUGAUAAUGUACCAAGUAUUGUUGAUCUUAUUCCAUCUAUUGGAUUUUUAAUUGUUAUUUCUUUCUUAAGAGAAGUAUUAGCUUGUAAUGUUUUUAUUAAAUUAGGUGAUAAAUAUAUUCCAAGAAAACCAGAAUGGACUGAUGAAUUUAGAAAAUUUAGAGUUGAAAGAUUUGGAUUAACACUCUUUAAAACAAUGUAUUAUUUCAUUAUUACUCCACUUGGAAUUUAUUUAUUUAGACAUGAAGAUUGGAUGCCUUCUGCUUUAUUUGGUGUUGGAAAAUCUGAUUUAAAUGCUUUAUGGGAAGAUUUCCCUAUUUCACAACCAGUAAAAUAUAUGGCAUUAUAUUAUUGUUUUGAAUUAGGUUAUCAUCUUCAUUCUUUAAUGUUUCAUCUUUAUUUACCUGCAAGAAAUGAUUUUUAUGAAACAUUAUUACAUCAUCUUGUUACAGUCUUUUUAGUUGUUUUAAGUUAUAUCAAUAAUUGUGCUAGAAUUGGUGUUCUUGUUAUGGUUCUUCAUGAUAUUGUUGAUGCUAUAAUGUAUACUGCAAAAUCUUUAAAUGAUAUUUCUAAUGAUUAUGUUGUAAUUCCUGCUUUUUCUAUGUUAGUCAUUGCUUAUGCUCGUUUUAGACUUUGGGUUUUCCCAAGAUAUGUUAUUAGCGCUGCUUAUAAUGCUAAAAAUUUCAUUCCAGAAACUGCUACUUGUGGUUAUUUGGUUUGGUGUAUGUUUUUAGUUUUAUUAGUAUCAUUAUAUGGUCUUCAUAUUUAUUGGUUUGCUUUAAUCAUUGAUAUGAUUAAGAAACUAGUAACUAAUCAAGGUAUUGUUGAUCCACAUGCUACAAAAAAGGCUGUUGGACAAGAAAAUUAA
This is a messenger RNA of Entamoeba histolytica HM-1:IMSS, 978 nucleotides long. RefSeq names its product longevity-assurance family protein. Gene Ontology annotation, molecular function: sphingosine N-acyltransferase activity. Gene Ontology annotation, cellular component: membrane. Gene Ontology annotation, biological process: ceramide biosynthetic process. Bases 1 to 978 code for a protein of 325 amino acids. The transcript has a single exon. NCBI's taxonomy places the organism in Eukaryota, Evosea, Mastigamoebida, Endamoebidae. The record is from RefSeq and is a predicted model, not a curated record.